Toxorhynchites rutilus septentrionalis is the source of this 27357-nucleotide messenger RNA. RefSeq lists its product as uncharacterized. Lineage: Eukaryota; Metazoa; Arthropoda; Insecta; Diptera; Culicidae. The coding region runs from base 1965 to 4436 and encodes 823 amino acids. The transcript has 8 exons. The record is from RefSeq and is a predicted model, not a curated record.
CGUGCGAAUAGCGAGUCUGACGUCGGAAGUUGUGGGUGGUAGGCUGCAGGAUGCUGGUAAUGUUUUCUGGUCGGACGAUAGCACGAGCCAAGUGCUAAGAUGUGUGAAGAACGAAAGAAAAACAGUUUUUAAUUAGAGGAAGAAUCGCAGAACAAUGGUCGAGUAGUGUUGGCAGGAGCAACUGCCGAUUUACAACAAAAAUAAUAACAUGGCGCGGAGAAGAAUGGACAGAAUAACAACCGUUUACUUUUAGCAAGGAUAACGCCGUGUCCGGAGGAUUCGCGUGUUCUUUUUUUUUUGGAGCUCAUACUUGUGUAUAUAUCAGUUUUCCUAGUUUUCCGCGGAUGAGAGACUUGUGCGUGUGUGUACCCAGUCGUAGUCAAUAGCUGAAGGUAUCUUGUGUUUUUAUUUCCGAACACAGGAGAGCAAUGCGAAAAUGGUGAUUUGACUUCGGAAUAUUUGAUAAGCUGCUACUGCUGCUGGAGUUCCAGCACAAAAUUCAACGCUGCGAAUAAGCCUCAACGAAGCCCGGAAUACUAGUGAAUUCUAAAAUCCUAUCGUAUUAGAAGCACAAUUUGCUAAGUACGGAUGAGUAUGAAACAAUUGCACAGCCCCACGUUCGACAAUGAAAAGGGGGCGUUAAAAGUGCAGCAACAACGAAUUUUAAACAAGUGCAAGUUUUAAAGUGAAGCCACAGAAAAAAAGAAGUGUGAAGCGGUUGGUGCAAAGGAUCAAAAAACGUGCGAAAAAUGAAGAAAAAGUGAAUAUUUUGUAAAGUUGCACCACUGAUGUUUCCUCGCUGAUUAUGAAGUCAAGUUUGCGAAUCGCGGUUUAAUAGCGAACGAAAGUUUUGAAAGUGUGCUGCCAGUGAUCGAUCCUUGAUAAAUACGCGAUCGAGGAAAAAAAAUUGGGAUGGUGAGUGAAAAUAUUGAAUGCAAAUCAAGUGCGGCAGUGUGAAUGACAACCGUUGAUUGAAUUUCGUCGCCUCCCGGGUAGCAAUUGAGAGUGUGGUAACGACGAGAGAGUCUCGAAAACUCAUAUUAGUGACAAAAAUAAUGGAUCAGCCAUCGCAAACGGUUGAUGGUAGCUACACAGAAAAAGAAGAAAAGGAAUAGCAGUCUCAUUCAUCAGAGUUGGGAAGCCCCCUGGGGGAAGGUGUGAUUGUGCUGCUCUUCAUCAACGUGGGAAGCUCCUGAGUGCAUAGUAUCAUAAAACGGGCGGCGGCAAAAUAGUGCCCAGGCAGUGUGCAGAUAGUAGGGAGGGUGUUUCUCGAUUUCCGCAAAAAAAGGAGAAGUACUGUGUGUUAAGCCAAAGGCAAACCGAAACCCAGUGCUCGAUCGAAGUCAGAACGCGCGUCUGCUUGAGAGUCGAUGUUGUGAUUUAUGUGUGUUUAUAUGGAGCUGUAACCUUAUCUUCGCCCCUGGUGUGAGUCUCUGAGUACGCUCCGGUGCCCAACCAAAUGGUGUUUUAUGUCGGCAACUGUCUCUUUGGCUGAACAAAAUAAUACUCAUCUAUCUGGCUGGAAGCCGGCGGCCGGAGAUAUAAUAUCCUGACCGGAGGCCCGAAAUUGCAAUAGUGGAGAAAAACGAAUUAGAUAUUUGUGCUCGGGUGUUUACUGCUAACAACGGGUGCUCGGCAGAUAAGAGAAGACUUCCAUUGUAAUCCAUCGUAUUCACGGUUCAUUCCUCGGAUCCCACGGAAACAACCGAUAAGACUAACCUUGAACUAACAAAUUGAACUGAUUUUGUGUGUGUCCUAAACGAAUUGGUGGCAAUUGAACCGAUCAGUGCAACGGGUUGAGCAUAAUUCAAAGGACAUAGCAGCUAUGAAACUAUCGGUUGUGAUCUCGGCACCGUCAUCCGCUGAACUAGUGACAACUCGGUAGAGUGAAAACGGGAACAGAUGCGCCUGCGUUUCUGUUGCUGUUCCUGCCACCGCUCGCGAUUCAAGGUUAGAUACAAAAGAUGAAGGUGGAUAAGGCGGUAUGCACCGACACGUACGAAGAUUUGAGCCGAGCGAUACGAUUCGAGGCGGUCUUCUCGACGCUGGUCGAGAACAAAAUACUGGCAAUCAAGCGUGAGUGUGAGCUGAAGAAAAGAAACAAAAAGACGAAGGUGAUCAGACGAAUUCUAUUUGGGAGGAAGAUCUGUAAAAAGACAAUCAAGAAUGGAAUCGGUGAAAGAAGAGCAAGAAAAGUGUCAGAAGAUGAGGAGACUGAUGGCGAGAAAGUCACGGGUGAGGGAGGUAUCGAUUCCGCUGGAACUGGACCGGACGGUGAGUUACCACUGGAAAAUUCAAUCAUCAGCGAUGGUGUUGAUGAGGUUAUCGUUGAGAUUGGAGAUUUAUCAUCGCUGGUUGAUGCCGAUGGGAAUGUUGUCGCCGUUGGAGGUGAGUGCGAAGCCGACGUUUAUCAAUCUAAAUCUACAUCGGAAGAGAAAUCGGAACGAUUUGAAGCCUCUGGAGAGCGAAACGGUAUGACGAUUCUGGAUGUGGACAACGAUAGCGGUGGGGCCGUUGGUGGGGCUACCGUUGACUCGUUGUCCAAAAGUGAUACAGUGGCGCAAUCUACGACGACUGAUGACAGGAAAUCCACCAAAUCGAAUGACUCACGAGGCGGCAACAAAACUGAUGCUCCCGAGCUAGCCAGCGUGUCUAUCGAGAUAGAACCACAUUCCGACGCGCUCAGUACCCAGUAUGACCUGGAAGACAGUGGAACCAAUGUGUCGAUUGAUUUGGACGCGAGUGAAAUCUCGGACAUUAAACGGAGCAUAGCUUCGGAACCAGUUCCCAUAAUCAAGAACGCAAGCAAAUAUCGCCAGGGUUCGUUUCUCCAACAAACGCUCCUCGGUGCCACAACUCACCGUUUACGUGUGCUCGAGGCAAAAUCUAUUAGUGCUCAGAAUAGCCCAGUUCUGCCGCGUCAGAAAUCAACGGAAGUGCGUCAUCUGACGUUCAGUACGGCCACCUAUCAAACAACAUCGUCAAAUCCGGCGACGACAAAAUCGAAGAAAGACAUCGAAGACACCUCAUUCGUGAUCGAUCUCAGCCAAGACACUGACGCUCGCAACGAUGACGCCAGUAUUACUAGCGAUCUUAGCAAUUGUAACUCCAUUGUGAUACCGAAAAAUAAGCAACAAACAAUAGACAGCAAGCGUUGUAGCCACAAAAAGUCAGCAUUAGCGAUAGCCGAUAGCAGUAGUAGUAGUAACGCUAGUAGGAGCAACAAAUUGAAUCCGGCGCCACCUCCUGGAGUCGGACCGGACAGUUCCGAUCGUAGCCACCGACAUCAGCAGCAAAAGCGAUUCAGUGAUGCGGUAGUUUACGAUCUUUCACCGCCGCCAACGCCGGGACUUAUCGAAAGCUUUAACCAACUAACGGCCCCCAAUCUACCUGUGAUAACGAUGCGUCAGUCCGCGUCGCCGGUUAGUGAUAUGAUCAAGUUGCACCGACUGUCCGCGGCUGGCAGUGGUGCUCGAGCCAACUCCUUCUCGGCGCAUUCCCAAACGCAGCAGGAAUUUAGCAGUCAAUUCAAACCCCAGCUGGCAACGACAAUCAUUAGUGAGACCAGCGGUCGGAAGCAACGGCACGGAUUCCUCAGGCAAUCCAGCUGCGAUGUAGAGUUGCACUACCGACCGAUCGGUGAUAGCGCAACCGUUUACCAGCAGCCGGACAGUCGAGGGCAAAAGCACAAAAGCAGCCGUAGUCAGAGGCAUAGCUUCAGCAACAAUCGAGCAACGACGCUUACCGCCGCGGCCUCUAGUGGGGCCAGGCGGGACGAGUGGGAGGACGAUCCUAUCCUGAUGGGAGAGCUGAACGAAAGCGACGAGGAGAAGCUCAACAAGCGGAAGUACAAAUACUUGAAGCGCUGCUCGGAUCCGGUAAUUGUAUUUCCUUCGACAAACAUCGUCGGCGGCGGCGGCGGCGGCCCGGGAUCAGGUGGAGGUUUCGGAAGCAGUGGUCUGCAGCACUGCAUCCUCAGUCGACCACCCAACCAGCCAAUCCAAUUCCCUUACGACGAGGACUUCAUGUAUGACGUCUCGCUACAGCUUGAAUCCGACCGACACGGGGAGCUGGAUUCAAUAGUGCCUGAACAUAGGAGAAGGCAUAAACAUAAACAUAACCAUCAUCGACACUGCAAGAAGAAAAGACACAAGAAACGGAAAAUCCUAGUUCAUGAUUUGGACGAUCAGAGUGUUAAGGUUAUAGAUCCCGAUGAUCUUCCACAGCGCGCACGUUGGACGAUUAUUGCAACCGCCUGCCUACUGCUGAUAAUGUGCCUACUCCUAGUAGGGAUAACCCUGCGGAUGGCUCCUAUCAUUGAUGAUAUGGUUCGCCAGGAAAACGAACGACUCAUGCGGGAGUCCCUCGAUAGAGCUAAGAUGAUAAAGAACUACACCGAGUACCACCGGAUGAUUGGUGGUGACGAAAUUCCAUAACGAUUUUUGCUCACUCUCAUCUAUCCUGUCAUCGAAGCGUGGCAUCACUUCACCCGCAAGCGUCGUAUACCCCCCAACUGGCGACCCCUGACUGGAGGAUGCUAGCGAACGGUGAACGAUGCGCCCAGCCAGCUGCAGCUGAUCCCCAGGAUGCUCCAGGAUGUGUGGAUACCAUCCACCGGUGUUUUUUUUUUUUGUGUCAUCAACGCCAACGGAGGGCAGAGGACGGAGUCAUCGUCUCCCCCCGACUGUGGAAUGCAAUUGUUACCGCCCGCGUUUCGAAUGUGAGCUGAAAAUGGGCCCGAUAGAAUUCAAUUAAAAUAACUUCAAAAACCCUGGAACCGAUAAACCACCGGUAACGGAUCGGCAGCAGCAGCAGCAAAAAAAAACACAAUGCUGGGGGCAAGUACCAUAAAAAGCGAAAUUCGUGCGGUCAAAUGGUGAAGGGGAUGUAAUUUGCACGUAUCCAGCGUUGAUUAUUUGCAGUGCGGGGAAUGAUUGUUGUUAAUUGUUUAAUUUUGUUAUACCUCGGGAUGGAAAUUCCGAUCCGUUUCGUGGUAACGAAAUGCCGAAUGUUAGCUUUAGUAGGGUAUGCUUUUCCUAGCGAAUGACAGUGCCGUUUUGGAUGAUCACUAGAAAAAUUAUUUUUAGUUAUCGAAAACGGAAAUGGAACAAAUUGUUGGUAUGUGUACUCAUAGAAGUUGAUUCGUUGUCAAAGUAGUUUAAUUGUUAUCAUAUAUUCGAGACUACGUUCGGACAAGACAGCAGGAAAAUUACAUGAAAAGCGGUUUGAAGCUGUUGGCGAACUGUUGAAGUUAUUUGUAAUUCAAUAUAUUUUAUCGCAAAAUUCAAAUUCCCACUUCCUCUCGGCCCGAUAUAGAUGUAAAUUUAUGAUUUCCCACAAACCUUGGCCACACAGUUUGCUCCUAAACUCUCCAAAUGUGAUGAAUAGAUCUGUUUCUACAUUGGCUAGGCCGUAGCUGGAGCCCUAGAUAAUACAUUCUGGGCCACGGUAAGUCAUUCUAUUUACAGAGUCAGGGUCGUUCUAUUUCCAGUCAUCGUAUGGUUGGGAUGGGUGGGAGGCACACAACAGAUGGAAUUUGUUAUGACGCUGGGACACCAGGAAUAUUACAUCCACGGCUUACAGUUGCAUACAUUAAGCUUCAUAGAUAGAUUGAGGUGAAAAGCUCAUCCCGGUCAACAGCCGCCGGGCAGAAUAAAAACAUAGAAAUGGAAAGCAGAUGAAUAUGAUGCAACUACCAAAGUCAACGGCGGAAUGUGUUUCAGGGGGAAAUCAUACUUCAAUCUUACUUUAUCGAUUAGUGGAGUUGUUUUUUGUCGGAAGCAAACAUGUCAUACAGCUUUCUCUUGCAUAAUAAUGGAGUAGUCCGUCCCUAUGUUUACGAAUUUUUGUCCCUCCCUUUACAGUGACGGACAAAAUAAUAAGACCAGAAAGAAAAAAAAAACUAUGGAUGGGUCAUACCUACGAUAUAACCGCAAGGUUGACGUAGGACUGCCGUUGUCUGUGUAGGGAAAACACAUUCCGGUUUGCAAAAAUGCAAGCGAGUACAAAAAUAUUCGCAACUUGCAUCUCAUUUGCAAUGCCAAUUUCCCACGCUCCAUGGUUUUGAAAUCCGUGUUAGGGAUAUAUUCCGAUUUGCAGAAACGCUAACGAGUAAAAAGUAUCCACAACUUGCAUUUAUUUUGCAAUGCUAAUUUCCCCAGGCUCCAUGGUUUAGAAAUUUGUGUUAGGGAAACAUUCCAAUUUGCAAAAACGCAAACGAGUACAAAAGUACCCGUUGAUUGUAUCUUAUUUGCAAUGCCAGUUUCCCCAGGCUCCAUGGUUUUGAAGACUGUGUUAGGGAAACAUUCCGAUUUGCAAAUGCGCAAACGAGUACAAAAGUACCCGCUGCUUUUAUCUAUUUUGCAAUGCCGAUUCCCCCAGGCUCCAUGGUUUUGAAGUUUGUGUUAGGGAAACAUCCAUUCAUUCCAGUGAUGGUACCUCAAUCGUUACGCAAUCAUAACUGAGUGGAUUUCCGAGUGACACUCACUUUUAUACCGAUUGGUGUGAUUUCAAUAGCGGUUUGAAAGCAAUUUAAGGCUAUUGAAACAAGUGUUUGGAUCAAAAAGUAACAAGCAUAGCACGCGUAGACUUUUUAUCUUUCGAAUGAAGUGUAUAUCAUACCAUUUCGUUCAGUUGUUUUGGAGCUAUCAACGCUGAAAAUCUCGUUCUCCGGCGUAACGCUUUCGUUUUCGAAAUUUUGAACUCAACCCCAAUAUAGAAAUGAAAGACGUAGUCCUACGUCAAAAACUAUCAUAUUAAAAUCAAGCCUAGGAAAACUCACACUUUUCAAUCACCUUUCAAACAAUCAAAAAUUGAUGAUCACCAAUCUUGAAAAUUCAAUAAUCAUACCUGAUUUCUCGAUAUUUUCCCAUACCUCCAAGAUCAGAGUUUCAAGUCCAUCUACAGUAGCAGACAGCUUUUUCUUGACAUAAAUUCUUUUAUUUCCAACAUUCCCUAAAGGUUUUUCACGGUUUCAAGUCCAGAGAAUGAACUGGCUAGUCCAGUACAUCUAUUUUCUUGUCCUUGAUCCACUGUUGGAUUUCCUAGCUUAUACGAAUAGCGGCUUUGUCCGUCUAAAAAAAAACAAAUUGUUUUCAGUGAUAUUUGGAAAAAAAAAAAGGUAGAGCCUUCCAGAACCCGUUCCUUCAUAUGGGGUUGGGGAAAAAGAAAUGUCGUAUUUCUGAUAGAAAUUUGACGCUUUAUUUAACAUACUUAAAAUUAUCCAAUUUAAGUCAGUUUGUUCGCAAACUUGUUGCCAUUUAAAAGGCAACUUCAUUAUCCCCCCCUUAUGAAACCCCCCCUCCUUAUUUGCAAAAAACUCAGACAGCCAAUUUUCGCAAGCCUCUUUUGAGGCCAACUUAGUAUCACCAAGAGCGUUUUGCAUGGACCAGAAGAGAUGAUAAUCACUUGGAGCCAGGUCCGGACUAUACGGUGGGUGCAAUAGGACAUCCCAUCCGAGCUCCCGUAGCUUCUGGCGGGUCAUUAAAGAUGUGUGAGGUCGAGCGUUGUCCUGGUGGAAAACAACACCAUUCCUGUUGAUCAUUUCUGGCCGCUUCUGGUCAAUCGCCUGCUUCAAACGGUCAAGCUGCUCACAGUAGAGAACCGAGUUGAGGUUCUGGCCAUAGUUGAGCAGCUCAUAGUGGAUGAUUCCCUUCCAAUCUCAUCAAACACACAGAAAAACCUUCCUGGCCGUCAAUCCGGGCAUGGUGAUGGUUUGGGCCGGCUCACUGCACUUCGACCUCUACUUUUUUCGCUUUAGGUUGUCGUACGUGAUCCACUUUUCAUCACCAGUCACCAUCUUCUUCAAAAAUGGGUCGAGUUCGUUCCGUUUUAGCAAAGCAUCGCAGGCGUUGAUUUGAUCUAAAAGAUUUUUUUGCGUCAACUCGUGUGGCACCCAUACAUCCAGCUUUUUUUGGAACCCAAUCUUCUGCAAAUGGCUCCAAACGAUUUUAUGGUCUAUACCCAGUUUCUGGCCAAUCGAGCGAGUGCUCACAUGCCGGUCUACUUGGAUGAUUUCAACGAUUUUAUCGGUUUCCACGACGAUUGGUCUACCAGUACAAGGUGUAUCUUCGACGGCCACUACACCAGAACGAAAUCGAUCAAACCAACGCUGUGCUGUGCGAAUCGUUACAGUAUCGGGUAAAAACGUAAAAUAUGGCGAAUUUCUUGCUUGGUGGACUCCAUCUUUGACGCGCUAUAACUUGAGACUGAAAAGGAUAAUCACAACACUGUCAAAACGACACUUGUAGCACAGAUUGUCGUCUUUAAAUAGCCGUAGAGUAUGACCCGAUGCGAUAAGUACAACAUAAGAUAUGUUUAAGUGUUGCCAUAUAUUGACAAUAUACGACAUUUCUUUUCCUCCAAACCCAAUAUAAAUUUAAAAAAAUGUGAAAGCUUGGUGGACUCCAUCUUUGACGCGCUAUAACUUGAGACUGAAAAGGAUAAUCACAACACUGUCAAAACGACACUUGUAGCACAGAUUGUCGUCUUUAAAUAGCCGUAGAGUAUGACCCGAUGCGAUAAGUACAACAUAAGAUAUGUUUAAGUGUUGCCAUAUAUUGACAAUAUACGACAUUUCUUUUCCUCCAAACCCAAUAUAAAUUUAAAAAAAUGUGAAAGCUAUUUCGAGCUUUCCAUCAUCACAAACAUCUGCCCAUACCAUGCAUGAUUCGUCACCAAAGUUCCAAGUGGAGAAGAGGAGUUGUCAAUGGAUGUCUGAUAAAUCCAUCAGGAUCAUAAAAGUUGAAACUUUGUUUCAUCACUGAGGAUAACCUGGAAAAGUUAUAAAGGCCAAAUUUAUCACAAAUACAAUUGCAUGUUCUAGCGAAACUCAAUCAUUGUUCGAUAUGAGAAGGUGUAGGAUUAGUGACUUUCACCAUUUUAGUCCUUUGAUUAGAGCAAGGCGCCUAGAAGUAUAUCCCAAGGCGCGUAGAUGUAUAUCCUAAGGUGGGCCAACUUGCUAAAACCACUCUUCAGCCAUCUUGGAAGUCUACUGUGUUUUGUUUGUAAACAAAACACAAUACGCUUGUGCCCAAGUUCGCUCGUGAUCAGUCUGUCUCUUUCACGCUUCAAGGAAAUAAUUCCCCUUCUGUUUUCUAUACUGUUUCAUGUACCGCUCCCCUAACCAACUUUGUGACGAAACGGCCUCACCUAGUACCAUAGACCCGUCUUGGUAUAUCUUAAGGAGGGCCAACUUACUAAAACCAAGGCGCCUAGAAGUAUAUCCUAAGGUGGGCCAACUUGAUAAAACCAAGGCGCCUAGAAGUAUAUCCUAAGGUGAGGCCGUUUCGUCACUAAGUUGGUUAGGGGAGCGGUUUAUGAAAACAGUACGGAAGAAAGCAGAAGGGAAAUUAUUUGCCUAUAGCGUGAAAGAGACAGACUGAUUGCGAGCGUGCUUCGGCACUAGCGUAUUGUGUAUUGUUUACAAACAAAAUACAGUAGACUUCCAAUAUGGCUGAAGAGUGGUUUUAGCAAGUUGGCCCACCUUAGGAUAUACUUCUAGGCGCCUUCGCUCCCCUAACCAACUUAGUGACGAAACGGCCUCACCUUAGGAUAUAUUUCUAGGCGCCUUGGAUUAGAGAUGUGCCAUCCGCUCAUGAGCUGUUCCGAAGAAUCGACUCUUUGAAGAGAGUUGAAACGGAACAGCUCGCAAAAAAAAAAACAGGUCUUCAGCUCACUUUGAUAAUGGUGCAGAAGGGAAAAGAGCUGAAGAAUUGCAGAGAGUGUGUGGGCUGUAAGAUUCAAAUGAACUCACCGCGUGCUCUUCGUGUUAUGACAUCAGUUCAGUUUUAUUUGUUCCUUGUCUUUUCAACUGUUAUAUUCACGUUGACGGCAUUGGACUUUGUUUACCAGUUUAGGGGGCACCAAAAAUAAUAAUUGACUUUCUGGCAGAAUGUACACGUUUGUAAAAUUAAAAUUAUGAAUGAAAAUUAAUUUCUGUGUAUCAAAUUAGUAUUCUAUUUCAAUGAAAAACACUUUGUUUACAGGCGGUGCAGAAAUCUCAUAAGAAAAUUGUUUUUGAAGACAACUUUAUAUUAUAAUAAAAAAUCUCAGUAAAAAUUUCGGAAAUGUAUAGACAAAUGGUUAAAUAAGAAUCAGGAACACGUGUUUCAAGUAAUUUAAUAAUGUGUGAUUUUGGCCACCAAAAGCCCAGCCAUUUCGGAGAUGUUUUAUCCUUAUCCGCAGAGCACACGUCUUGCCUUUACCGCUGCCAGAAUGCCGGGGGAGACGAGAUCUCGUGCUGCGUAAUUGGGUCGGGCGAUGCAGGGUUGGAGCAAACCUUAUGGCCGGCGAAAUAUGGGCGGCAGGGCUGCAUCGUAUAGGCACGGUAUGUAUAAAAGGGACAACGCAACGCAUUGCAAGUGAAAUACAUUGGAUGUAAUAGGAGGAUCACAUUCACGUCCCACACAUCACCCCUCUUCCGAAAAAAAACCGAAACUCAGGGAUAAAUAGUUCAUUGUGUUAUCGAAUACAUGAUCAAAUAUAUACUUUAAACAUGCUAGAUCUUAAAAUGCUUCAUUUCCAACUACUGUUAUGAAAUUUUUCGAUAGUUCAGGUGUUCUCUUCGUUCGUUUUGGGCGUUUAACAACUAUAGGCUGUGAAAUUUCAUACCGAGGGAUGCUGUAGAGCAGUGUGAUCGUUUCUUUUGCUUUCCUAAUAUUUUGUAGGGAUAGCUUCUUCGGAGUGCCUCCCAUUGUAUGCUUUAUUUGUCUGCGACACAUGUUUUUACAAGAACUGACCGCUUUCAUCGCUCAAAACCAGCAUGCCAUUCCGUUUUUCCAUCGCGGUAUACUUACGAUGGUCGAACCGUGAUUCCCCUUUUGCACGAGUUUGACGUUCAACAACGACUCUCACCUAAUUUAAUACGAUAUUGACGAGCUCCCCACGCAGCAGAGUUAUAUGCAUGAACUGCUGCGUUCAAUUCCUCUCGGUAGCUUAUUCCAUUUGCAAACUGUGAUCAUGUCUUUUUUUCCACCGGCUUCAUGCGGUUUCUGGUGAUUGCGCAAAAAAUGAAAGACUUCAUCUAUCCCUUCGCAUCUUUCGUCAUACUGGUUCGCCAAACUCGCUCUCAAAAUAUUUUCAAAAUUCAUUACGUUUCUCGCGUAGUAAUCUCGAUCAACCAUCGUAUAUAAUUACCACAACUAUUAAUCUCAAUCCGGUUGUCUCAAUCCGCUUUAAUUCGUUCUAAGCAUCGCGGUCGCCUCUAUUCGCUAAUUGAAUAAAAACGCGGUCGUCUCGACCCACUAAAAACACUCAAAGCGCGGUCGUCUCGAUCCGCUACAAAUGUUCAAAGCACAGUCGUCUCGAUCCGUUACAAAUACGGCGCUCGUCUCGAUUCGCUAUAAGCGCGAUCGUCACGAUCCGCUUUUAAUAACACCUAGCGCGAUCGUCGCGAUCCGCUUUUAAUAACAACAAGCGCGGUCGUCACGAUCCGCUUUCAAUUACAUUUAGCGCGGUCGUCUCGAUCCGCUUUUAAUAACAACAAGCGCGGUCGUCGCGAUCCGCUUUUAAUAAUACCAUGCGCGGUCGUCGCGAUCCGCUUUUAAUUACACCAAGCGCGGUCGUCACGAUCCGCUUUCUUUUAAUUACACCAAGCGCGGUCGUCACGAUCCGCUUUUAAUUACAUCUAGCGCGGUCGUCGCGAUCCGCUUUUAAUAACACCAAGCGCGGUCGUCACGAUCCGCUUUUAAUUACAUCUAGCGCGGUCGUCGCGAUCCGCUUUGGAUAACAGCUAGCGCGGUCGUCACGAUCCGCUUUUAAUAACACCAAGUGCGGUCGUCACGAUCCGCUUUUAAUUACCACGAUUCCGAUCCCAAUGUACAUCACUACAUAUAUCAAACAAAAAAUGUACAUCACUACCCAUUUAUAAAAAUUACAUCACUACACAUUUCAAACAAAAAAUGUACAUCACUACCCAUUUCAAACGAAAAAUGUACAUCACUACACAUUUUUUCCUCAUUUAACAAACAAACAAAAUGUGAGAAAAAAAAGCACUCGUGUUCAGCUACCGGUGAUAUUACAACAAUCACAAUAACUAAGCCGGGAUGACAGCCAUGUUUUUUCGAUUUUUUUUUUUGCGAUUUCGCUCCACACCACGCUAAAAUAAUCGGCCAAACGGUUAAUUAGCCGCGACGAACACAAGUAGCCGUACUGCAAAAAAAAUCCAGCUCCUGGCAGGAUCGCCAAUGUGUGAUUUUGGCCACCAAAAGCCCAGCCAUUUCGGAGAUGUUUUAUCCUUAUCCGCAGAGCACACGUCUUGCCUUUACCGCUGCCAGAAUGCCGAGUGAGACGAGAUCUCGUGCUGCGUAAUUGGGUCGGGCGAUGCAGGGUUGGAGCAAACCUUAUGGCCGGCGAAAUAUGGGCGGCAGGGCUGCAUCGUAUAGGCACGGUAUGUAUAAAAGGGACAACGCAACGCAUUGCAAGUGAAAUACAUUGGAUGUAAUAGGAGGAUCACAUUCACGUCCCACACAAAUAAUAUGGUGUGAAACAUUUCAUUUCAAUUUUAACAUUUUAAAACUAACUUUAUGUCUUCUAAUCUGAUAAAGAUUACACUAUCGAGUUUGGGACCCAAAUUGAAAGUCGCCACCAAACGUCGACACUGACAACUGAGCUGAAGAGCAAUUCAUAAAGAACAGCUCCUUUGGAUGAGCUGAGCUGGAUUGCACGCUCUAUCUUUGAUGCUAGGAGUUUUGACCAAUGUUUGAAGAAUUAUCUCCCAAGAAACGUUUAACUUUAAAGACUGGUUGAUUUUCUUUAGUUACUGCAUUUGGAGUUUUUUUGCCCAGUUAUGAUUGUGUCACAUUUACCCGAAAGACAUUCACCCGAAUGCAACAUUUACCCGGCAGUAACACUUACCCAAAUGUACUAUUUACAACCAUAUUUAUUUAGAAAGUAUUUUUAUAUUUAAUCCUGAUAAGCGUUAUUUAAAUAAUCACAUUCAUACAUUAAUCGGUAUCCAAAAACUCGUAUACUACGUGAGUAGAGCAAAAACAAGAGAAAACGGCAUUACGUACUAUAUUUUUCAAGACCAUGAAAAAUAUAUCGUCUGCUACGGAUCUUCCGUUGUCCAACCGAUGACAAACGUAAUGCACCAGGCAAACGUAUGCCUAAAGGAUCGUUGGAACACAGAUUUGCUUGCGAGAGGCCGCCGCUUCCAACGGCGGGUCAGUGGCCGACUCGGAUUGCGUCACCUAAUUAAUUUCAUAACGAACAAACAAAUUCAUAAUAAUAACUGCGCUGCGAUGGCGUUAAUACGUACGUAAAAAAUUGUUGCUUACAAAUUCUUUUCACAUUUUAAGGUAUUUUUGUUUUAUAAUUUUUAUAUUUAAAUUAGCUGCUAAAUUUUCGAAAUAUUCCAUAUUCCGUGAUUAUUUCUAAAUUAUCUCUUAGCCUUUGAGAGCAAUUACGAAAGCAAAAAAGACAGUCUGUUAAUUGUGUCUACACUAAUUUCUAAAAAUUUCUAAAAAACAGUGUUCUCCAGCAUCAUUUUCAAAUUUCCCCGUUACAAAUUUUUCUUUUACUAUGUAUUUUUGUUGGUCUCUCAUGUUGUUUCUAUUUAAUCUUAUUUACCAACAGGAGAUUCGACAAAACUCAUAAUCUGCUUUGUUGGAAUUUUUCCUUCUUCGUGCGGAUAAACGUUACAAUCGGGAAAAUGUUGCAUUCGAGUAAAUGUCGCAUUCGGGUAUUUGUUAUAUUUGAGUAUUUGUUGCAUUUGGGUAAAUGUUCAUUCGGGUGAAUGUUGCAUUAAGGUAUUUAUUACAUUCGGGUGAAUGUCAUUGGGGUAAACGUGUUUCGGGUAAAUGUGACACAACCCCAAGUAAUUGCGUGCUACUUUUUGGGGUCAAUUCGUCGAAAUUUUUUUUAUGCUACAGACCAAGCCCGCCUUUAGACGGGCUCCGCGGAUUCUCUUUUCAAAUUAUUCAGACAUUAUAAUCAAUGUUCACCCCCACUAGAACGUCUUUGGAAUAUUUUCAUCUAUCACACAUACACAUUGUUUUUAUGCUGGCAGCUUUCUGCUAGAAGUAUUUUAUGUUGAAAGUCGGAAAUUCGAGAUAAAAGUGGAAUAGGUUUUUUAGAUAAAUAAAAAAACUUGGGCGGUAGAGGGUUAACUUUUGUAUGGGUGAAUACUUCCAUAUUCUCUUUUUUCCGUAAGCACUUUUUGCUUCGUUAUUUCGCUCCAAAUUUCUUAUCCAAAAAAACCUAAGACGAUGAAACAGAUAAUUGGUCUUAUACAAAAUGGGCACUGUAAGCGAAAGGUUUUGUUUGCACCGCACACGUGUAUACACUAGGGUGCCAAUGAAUGUAUGGAUAAAAAUCGACCCUAAAAUUUCAAAAAGUUAUCGUAUACAACAUGUUCACCAACUCGAAAAAACACCCUAUGCCAAAUUUCAGCUCAAUCGGACUUAAGGGAGAGUGGCGCAAAGCGGUCAAAGUUUGAGUUUUUUGAAAAUAGAAAAAUCACCCAAGGUGGGAGUAAAGGAAAUCGAUGUUUUUGAAAAAAAAAUUCGCAAUGUCAAAUGUCUUAAAAUUGCAUGAAACGUCGAGAUCUAGUAUUAUCUCGAAAAAUAAAAAUUGUCAAAAAUCGGCACUCUGGGACUUCUGGAAUACGAGGCAAAACGUGACUCUGACUUUGUGCACAGAUUAUGUUAGCGUUACGUAACUUAAAGGGGUAGGGAGUUUGUCUUGCGUUAAAAUUUGUUACAGAGUGGGAAGGGGUCAAAAAUCCACAUUUUUAGCGUUACGUAAUUUGUGCACCACGUCUAACAUAUGGGGACACGACUUCAAAUCUAACCUAAUAGCGAAUUCGUUUUUAAAACUGAGUCAGUGCCAAACUGACUCUGUAAUAAAAAAACGUUUUCAGUUUCACGAAUGCGGUGGUUUGUUUGUGUGCGUUAUAUAGUCUGAUUUGUUUAUAUUAGGCUGUCAAAAAAGUCCUGCGGUAUUUUUUUUUAAUUUUCAUUUGUUCAUAAAAUUAGUUACAAUCAUCUGUUUUAAGUCAAAUAUGCGCCGUUUUGUUCGAUGACUUGUUCCCAACGAGAUGCCAACUUCAUAAUACCCCUGUUAUAGAAGCUCGCUUCCUUAUUGGCAAAAAACUCGGAUAUCCAAUUUUCACAGGCCUCUUUUGUGGCUAACUUCUGACUACCUAGCUCGUUCGCCAUGGACAAAAACAGGUGGUAGUCACUUGGUGCAAGGUCCGGACUAUACGGCGGAUGCAAAAGAACCUCCCAUCCGAGCUCCCGGAGCUUCUGGCGCGUCACCAAAGAAGUGUGUGGUCUGGCGUUGUCCUGAUGGAAGACAAUGCGGCCUCUGUUUAUCAAAGAUGGCCUCUUCUUCAUGAGUGCUACCUUCAAGCGGUCCAGUUUUUGGCAGUACAGGUCCGAAUUGAGCGUUUGGUCAUAGGGAAGCAGCUCAUAAUAGAUUAUUCCUUGACAAUCCCACCAAACACACAGCAGAACCUUCCUGGCCGUUAAUGAGGGCUUGGCCACCGUCUGAGCCGCUUCAGCGGGCUUCGACUACGACCGUUUGCGCUUCACGUUGUCGUAAGUGACCCACUUUUCAUCGCCAGUCACCAUCCGCUUCAGAAACGGGUCGAUUUUGUUGCGAUUAAGCAGCGAUUCACAUGCGUCGAUACGGUCAAAGAUGUUUUUUUUUUUGCGUCAACGUGUGUGGCACCCAUACAUCGAGCUUCUUUGUGAAUCCCAGCUUCUUCAAAUGGUUAAUAACGGUUUGAUGACUUAUCCCCAGCUCUUGGCCGAUGCUACGGCUGCUACUAUGCCGGUCUUUCUCGGCUAAUUCAGCGAUUUUGUCGCAAUUUUCGACGACAGGCCUUGCGGAGCGUGGCGCAUUUUCGACGACCUCUACACCAGAACGAAAACGUUGAAACCAUCGUUGUGCGGUGGAAAUGGAAACUGUAUCGGGUCCAUAAACUGCACAAAUUUUAUUGGCAGCUUGAGAUGCAUUUUUGCCUUUGUCAUAGUAGUACUGUAAAAUAUGUCGGAUUUUCUCUUUAUUUUACUCCAUAUUUGCGACACUAUAACUCACGAAGGACUUAACCAAACAAAACACUGUCAAUAACAAUAUUAUAGCGCGCAAAAAUACCUUUCCAACAAGCUAUAGUAUGACUCGAUACAAUGAAUACAACUAGAACUACGCGCUUACAACGACACCUCGAGGAAAUACCGCAGGACUUUUUUGACAGCCUAAUAUUUACGACGGCAAAUGUACAGUGUCGACGUCUGGUGGUGAUAUUAGUGCUUGGGAGGUAAAUUGUUCUCCAUCAGAUCAGAAGGGCCAAGUGCAGUGUAAACAUAUAAAAGUUUGAAUGAAAAUUUUUACUUAAUAUUGUUUGAUUACCUAACACAUGUAGUUCUGACACUCACUUAACCAUUUGUCGAUGCAUUUCCUGUUUGUUCCACAAAUAAUUACUAUUAUAAUAUAAAACCAUCAUUAGACACAGUUUUCGUUCAAUAUUCUGCGAUAUCGGAAAAAACUUUUAUUUAAUCACAUAAAAUAAAUAUUCGAUACGUUAAAGUAAAUUUUCAUUCAUAAUUUUGAUUUUGAAAUUUAUUCCACCUGAAUAUCCAUCAUUAUUUUCACCUCCCAAUGAAAGCACACGUAGCUUAAAGCCGUCUACUCUACUCUUCAAAAUCAGAAUCCGAAUUGGAUUACGAUUCCAAUAAUACAAAAGCAAAAGCAGCAGGUUUUCCAUUUUCAUAGUCUUUAUUUUUAGAUUUUCCAAAACAAUAUUCGGAACUUGACAGUUCAGUAUAGUUGUAUUGGUGAACCCGAGUGCCAACCCGUGAAACAUCUCAGUGCGAAACUAACAGCUUUCGGGGCGAACUAGUGCGACACUGAGUGCGAAACUGAGUGAAUAAAAAAACGUUUUGACAGCAGUUAGUGCGGCACUGGAGUUGAAACUGAACAAAAACGAAUUCGCUAUAAGUGACAAACUAUAGUCGCCCCAUUCGCCUGUGGAAAUAGCAUGACCUGAGCCGUCUCACGUCAUUCGCUGCGCAGAAUAGAGCGGUUUUUGUAGUCUAAGUUCAUAGACUUACUCGCAAGUCCCAUGAUUGGUCCAGUGAUGUUUAGUCCAUAAAUUGAGUCCUGUCCAUCGAAAAUAAACUGGAUCUUCCAUACUGUCCCCUGUUACGUCCAAUAGAGAAGUUUUGGGCAAUAGUGAAGAGAAAGUUGAAAAUCAAGGGAAAUGUUAUCGUCUAUAUUUCAAUAAAAAAAAUUAAGAUUCAUUGAGUCAUAAAACGAAAUAUACAUAUUCGAAUCCGUCCCAUUUCUGAAGGAUCUUAGCUUUAUUUGAUAUUACGUUCUAUUAUGUCGGCUUGACGCAAAGGUGCUUGUGUAUCACAUUUCAAUCGUAGUUGGAAAAUUGCGAUGAAAUUACAGCGUUUAUGAUUGUAUAGGUCUCUCAAAUCCUACCCCCUAUUUCCUCUGCAUGUUCCACCAAAAAAGGUUCCCCAAUGCCACAGGAAAGCGAAUAACAAGCAUUAUAUGACAUGAAAAUUGUGCCAUUAAACCCAUCGGUUCGCGCGAUGCAACAGGUCCAGGACGGAAGCCACGCCGUAACGCUAGAGAGCUAAAUAGGCCACACCACAGUAUAUUGGUGGUGUGUUUGUAUGUGGAAUCCGGAGGCUUGGCAAGUGUCGGGAGUAUUAUUGGGCUGACUGGUAUUUUUUUCCAUUACCCCAAACGGUCGAUUGCUGCGAAGGAAGAAAGCUGUAACCACAAAUUGAAACCGCACCAGCUCCCAGGGCGGGGUAGGGUGUGUGGGAGAACCGGAACCGAAGCGACGGGGCGGGACUGGGGCGGUACCGGGGCGGCUUGUAGGCUGAGACUAAGACUGAGAUGAAGAAGUAACAGUAGUGGGAACAGAGCAAAUGAAAUGAAAAUGAAUAGCCUCGAGGUGAUUGAAAUUUUGAUAACAAUUGGUUGUAACUGGCAGCAAUAAUGGUUGAGUGGUGGCGAGUGGUGAUGACGAUACGGAAGGGAGGGGCCGGAAAUAAGAUUCAUUCGGUGAGACACUUUUGACGAAAUUGUUGGCGAGGAAAUUGUAGUCAUCCGUCCAAUGUUCCGGUAAUGUGAGAACUUGUGAAUCACCAACUUUUAUUGGAGUAAAUAUCCCGGAAUAAAAUCAACAUGUGUCUCCUUCUUUUAUUCGAACAAUGCAUAGAAUAAGUCACAUUUUGCGAAAACAAUUAAAUCGAUUCAAUACUUUUGUGUUUAAUCGAUUUAAAGAAAAUAUUCAAUUACAUGUUUGCAAGGACUCAGUCAUUUCUUGAUGUAGUUUCUGUCCAAUUUCUAAAAGACCAUAUGAACUUUGCUUACCAUUUGCUAUCGUGGAACGAAGAUGGUUUCAUACAGAUGUUUGUAGUCAAUCGCUUCUCAAUCGUCAAUUAUUAGUCUCAAAUUGGACUAACAGCAACUUGUAUAUUCAAGUAUAUUCAGGUCCCAAAAGACACUGUGCGAUUUUUCCUAACUGAAUUGGCAUUGGAACUGUAACGCUACUGAGCUGCUCCACCGCAAAUGACGAUUUUUUUUCCAUAAAUUUUAUUAUUGUAUUUUUAAAUAUUGACUCAAAUUUCGCAGACGCAUUCUUCCAAAAAGAACAAUUUGCAUCAUCGGUUUUCUAUUUCGACUGUAGUCUUACUUUUGAGAAGGGCCUACACAAAAAAUGUUCGAAAAUUUUCCAAAAAAUAUAACGGAAUCCACUUUUUAUCAAGUAAUUUUUUUCUAUUUGAAUAUAUUUCACAAAUUGAUUGCGUGAUUCUAUUCUUUUAUAAACUUAUAAUAUUUUUGUCCACCAUUUUUUAUCCAUUUCGCAAUAAGUAAUAUUAGAAUCAUCAAAUGAGCAUUUUUGUUGUCGAACCGAAAACGCCGAGAAAUCUUAAAUCCAAAAUUCGUGUUUACAAUCGUAUUAAUACAGUGAUAGACAUUCGUUUAGCCGCACUUGAAAAAAAAACUUGAAACACUUACAAAACAACUAGGAAAGUUCUUUUUAUCGGGAUACUUAUUUGCUGUAGUGAUAGUAUAUUUAAUUCACUUUUAUUGAAAGGACGUGCGUCACAAUCACACACACACAGGGCGGCAUCGGUGGAUAUAAACAUUCAAACGUCGUUUUUUUCCCGAGACAUACGUUUAGCCGCAGGGCAUAAAAAUCGAGUUUUCGCAUAAUCACCAAGCCUUUAUCUGUGUUUUUUGAAAAAAUACUUGGGAAUGUUCAAUUUACAAGAUAAAUAUUAGACGUGCAACUUAAGAAGUUGGUCAGAUUAGUGAUUUACGUAGAAUUUGAAGGAAUGGCGAAAGGUAUUCUAUUGGCGGAAGAGGGGCGGAAAAUAAUAAAGAUAUUCAGUGAACAAAAGUUUUCUAAUCACUCGAUCGUAACAAAAAUUGGUCUUUCUGAGAAAGUGGUACGGAAUUUUUUUAAAUAGUGCCAGAAAUAUGGGAUAUAACGACCAACAAAUGGGAGCACCAAAGUAACUUUGCGCCUUAAAGGUCGAAUAAGACACGACGCAACCAGGAAACGAUAUCCUGCUCAUACAUUAAGGCAGAAUCGGUUGUUCCAGUAACGAAAAGGCAUGUUGCGCGCAUCUUGAAUGAGUCACCAAACAUCAUGUGGAAGAAACCUCAAGGGAAACCGAAACUGACCGCCACCCAUAAGCAGAACCAUCUCAUUUUCGCCCGGCAAUACAUGGAAUGGAAACUAGAAUGGAGAAAUGUUGUAUUUUCCGGCGAAAAAAGUUCAAUUUGGAUGGUCCGGACUGUUACAGUUGCUAUUGGUACAAUUUAAGUCAACGGCAUGUCAUGAGAUCGAAGCGAAACUUUGGGGGCGGAAGUUUGACAGUGUGGGGAGCCGUUUCCUAUCACAGCAAGCUUCUCAUUUGUCUCACCCUAAUGAACUCCGAAAAGUAUCUUCGAUUACUGGAGGACGUUUUGAUUGGUCAUAUUGAGAAUAACGCUACCGAGGAUGUCGUUUCUUCAGCAGGAUUAUGCAUAGAUCCAAAUUUCCAAGCUGCCAGGCUUUUGGCCGUUACGUUUCUGAGUUUUCGUUUUGUUUCUAAGGUUUGUAUUAUUCUUAAUCAUGGAUGGGUUUUAGUAGAAAGAAACAUUGUAAUGAUUGUGUUCGUUCUGGGUUUUAUUACAUAACACAAGAAAAGAUAUGUGAACAUAGUUUUAUGCUUUUCAGAAACUAUCUAGGCAUAAAGCAAUUGCAGAAAAUAUCUGAGUGAUUUGGUAACACUGGAACUGACUAACUCUUUAUUAAUCUCCAUACUGGAACGAUGUGCCUCAUUAUGCGAUGGAUUAGAAAAUUGCAUUUUGAUGUAAAACAUGAUUUUUAACAUUUUUUCAUUCAAAUUCAAUCGAUAGCUCUGGUAAGAUUUCGAAAUGUGUUGAAGUUUACAAAAUUUAAAUAAGUUUUUUAUGCUUCAAAAGUCUUAUGACAGAAGCGGUCAAAGUUGAAUGAAAUCAUGCUUUUUCAUAUAUCAUUAUUUUCUGACGAUAGCCGUGGCUUUUUUGCGCUACAUUACAUUUAAUUGUAUUUAUAAUGAAAAAAAUAAAGUUAUAAGCGCUGGAAAAUUCAGCCAAUUACUACGUUUUCCAUUGUUUUUCAUGGUGGGGCAUUUUACCGACACGGCGCGUCUUACCCAAAGUUCCCCUAUAUGGAAAAAUGCGAAUGCUUCUAAUUUUCAUCAAUGUGAACCAUUUACAGACCAUAAUAUUGUAAUGACGUAUUCUCUGAUUUAGCACUCUUACUGAAAGUUGAAAGUUGAAAUGAACUUUUCCAAGCCCAGCAAAAGUUUUAUUUUACGUGCAGAUUUGUAGCUUGGUUACUGACGCACAGAUUGGAAUACAUAUGUUUAGAACGAUGCAAAUACAGUAGAACACCGAUUAUACGCGAAAUAGUCUGGCAAGAUCACCGCGGAUAACGCGAUAAAGUACUAAAUAUGAGGUUCAAACGCAAAAUAAAGAUAUUCCAGUAUGUAAACUAUGUUUUAUCAAUAGAUAUAAUUAAACUAUCCAUCUGUGAAGUCGUGUACACGAUACACGAUGGUCCAGGAGGUGCAUUUGAGUGGAAAUUAGCAUUUAGAGCUUGACAGUUAUUCCCAAGACAAAAACUGUCUUCUACAAAGUUGUUACAUAUACAUUUAGAAAAAUCCUCGGUCGAAAACUACCAAAUACAUUUGGUAAUGCAAAAUUAGUAGAAUGUACAAAUUUUUUGUACAUAUUGUCAAAAAACCCGCAUCCCUACCAGGGAUUAGUAUAUUUUACUCGAUAACAUUAGUAAACUUGGAUAUUGUCAUAUCUGAAAACUGGUGAGAAAAGCGCUUAUUAACCAUUUUUAUUGUUCCCAUAAGGCAAUACGGAGGAAUAAUAAGGAUAUAAUUCUGAUACGUGCAUUUUCGGCGAAAAAAUGUAGCCGAUAUUGGGCUUCCGAAUCAUGGUUCUGCUUGACAUAUGUGUUUAUUAGUACGGUCGAAAAUGACUAUAGAUUGGUAGUAUUUACCAAAAAAUUCGUUAUAUUUACUAAUUAUUUCUCUCAGUGUAAAAGAGCGCUCAUUUUUAUGUUAUCAAAAAUAGGGUGACCAAAAUUGUCGAUGAAAUAAAAAAUCUAACGUUAUUUGAGACAUCUUUGUAGAACAAAGUUUCUCUUGAAAUAACCGAUGUAGCGCCUUUUUUUCUAAAGUGCUUUAGGGUCACCAUGAAAAAAAUUGUUUUUUUUUUUGCUCUAACUUUUAUAUUUAAAAUUCUACAUACAAACUGUCUUCGGAAGAUUUUUAGAGCUUACAAAUAGUUUACGGUGCAGAACUUGUCAAUGUCUCAACUUCACUCAAUGUUAUUGAUAUUUCUUCUCAAAAAAUACGCUCUCUGCAAUUGUUUGUCAUUCUUUCUGGGGCAAACUUAAACAAAGUUUAUUGGCUUCAUUUGAAAGAGCAAAGUUCACUCUACAUGAUGUGUGGUUGUCAAAACUAUGUUAUUUUUUAUCGGUUAUUUCAAGAGAUAGAAAAAAAAACUUAGUUCUACAAAGAUAUCUCAAAUAACAUGGGCUACAAUAUUGUCGAGCUAUGUUUACCUCUUUCUAUGAGGAUAAGGAAGUUAUAUUUUUUAUUUCAUCGACAAUUUUGGUCAUCCCAUUUUUAAUCACAUAAAAAUGAGCGCUCUAUCAUAUGUAACAACUUUGUCGAAGACAGUUUUUAUCUAGAGAAUAACUGAGAAUAACGCUCGCGGAUAAUCGGGGCUUUACUGUAACUUCUGAAACGGUUCAAAACGAGGUUGAUUAUUGAUUGACCAUCCGGCAACAUAGUCGAGAUUCCCGUCUGAAAUCCAGAUGGUCGAACAUAUAGAAACAAACCAGUUCUUGCGUUUCAUCGACCUUUUGUAUGUGCUUAACAAUCAAUUUUGCGCCACUUAUUUGCCAAUAUGUGCAAGACAUCGACAUGCUUGCAGAAGUGCACGAUCCACAUUAUGAUUGAAUUAUGGGCACAUUACACGAUCAAAAUUAUUGACAAUAAUUGUCUUCAUUAUUAUUGUCUUCAAUAUCGUGACAGCCAGGUUUUCGAAAUCCUAUCUAACCUCAUUCAAUAUUGUGCCACCUUACAUGGUCAAUAACCCGCCAUCAAUCCGGGACUACGAAAUUAUCCGCGAUGACUGGUGGCGACAUUCGAGUUUAGGAUUCAAUCUAUUGUCAUUAUGUUAUCAAAUGUCAUACUGACAAGAUGUAAGUAACGUAUUUUAUUUUCUCUUUAUCCUCAUCUAUCGGUUUCUAUAGUAAACUCAAAUUGGAACGGCUUUGCAGCAGAGUUUUUAACGAAAGAAAAGGUUGAUAAAGAGAGAAUCGAUCGAAGUAAUUUACAUCUUUUUCCUUCUGGGCCCCUCAUUUGCCGUUGAGAUGAAUAGAAAAUAAUAAAAAAAAACUAUGGGAGGGUUAUACCUGAAAUAUUACCGUAAGGUUGACGUAGGAUUAGCUUGGCUUAGUAAUCAUUUUAGUGUGUUGAUUAAAUUAUGUAUUAAACCAGUGAUUGAAUGAAACAAUUUCCUAUUUCAAUUGCCAACAAAUUCCAAUUAUGGAUUGCGUUAAUCGUUGCAAAUCUGACAUUUGCAUGAUACCUUGUUAUGGCAUUCAUUUAUGGUGGACUUCCAAAAAUAUGUGAACGGAAGAAUGGCUAAACUAUCAAUGUAUUUUACAUUUCCCUCUGGGUAAAAAAGUACCCGCACCUUGCAUCUAUUUUGCAAUACCGAUUUCCCCUGGCUCAUUAGUUUUGAAAUCAGUGUUAGGGAAAUACACAUAGUCCAACGAUCGUACAUCAACCGCUGCGCCAUCAUAACUGAGUGGAUUUCCGAGUGGGCAUUCAUUUAUAUACGAUUUGUGUGAUUUCAAUGGCCUGUUUUCAAAGCAACUAAGCUAUUGAAACAAGUUAACAAUCAUAUAACUCUUGGACAUUUUGUCUUUGGAAUGAAGUGUUUCUCUGUACACAAUAAACAUCUUUGGGAUCUGGGACCGACACUGAUAAUGUGCUAGCUCCGUAAUGCCAGGAUAUCAAAUCCAGCCAAAACACCAUGGAACAACCGUGUUGCUUCAGGAAAGGUAGCAGAUGUUUUUCUGGACAUUUUCUGGCUCACGUAAAUUGCCUGGUUAACGGCCCCGGUUGCAAUGAUAAUGUCGUUUCUCAAGCCAGAUGUACAGAUAGUCUGCCAAACCAGAUAUCCUUCCGAACAUCGAUUGAAGAUGCAGUAUACAAAUACAGUUUUGCAGUAGGAAAAUUGAACGAACGACAAUAUUUCAGAAAUGUCGGGGGAGGUCGUCUACGCCAGGGCAUUUUGAUACAUCAGCAUAAUUCAGGGCUUUCAUGUCGUCAUCUGGGGGGUCGUCGUUCGGAUAUACAAGUGCGAUUCUGUCCUGGAUGAACUGGAUGCGAUCAAAACUAGUUGAAAGAUGAGGCAGGCAAUUUUUAUUGUACAAAGCUGAAAAGAAACUCGUGAGCGAAUUAUCAACAUCAAAUGGAGAGCUUGCAGUGACUUUGAUUCCACUGUGUGCACGAUACGAUUACUCGAUCACAAACUUUCCAAAUUUCGCUUCAUGUUCGCUUGCGUUCGUUAGACGUAUUCAUCAGACUGGACUAGUCGAUUAGUCUAAGACUAUCUCUAUUAUCUAUCGUUUUAUCCUUCAGAUAACGUCCCCCAGGGUUGCCCUGAAUUACCCGGGCCGGUGAAGUGGAACUCGGGCGAAAUAUAUUUUAUGCAAUUUGUUGUAAGAUAGCCCAACCAAUGUUUCUCCAUUCAAAGUUUGUUACCAAUUUAGUACAGACACUUCACUAUUCCCACCUUAGAUGAACCUAACCAGAUUCACGACAACGCAUGGGGAUUUAAGGUGGAAACAGAAUGUCGCGUUGUGCGUUGCUUCUCAUCAGCUGCCAUUGCUUGCGUUUUGUACUAAAACAUUCGCCCGACGCAGUCUGUUGAUUUGCAGUCACAAUCUAGCAUUCGCGUCACCACUUGUCAUGUAAACAAUAACAAAAUAAAAGUCGUAUGAAAAUCUUGUUGUGUCCACGGAUCAGUUGAAUGUUUUUAAAAACAACACAUUGACAUAUCCGACAUAGUGAGCUUCGUUUACUAGUUUAGGGGAGCGUGAAAGAAUAGCUGAUUUGCAGUCGGAAUGAACAUGUUUUCAAAAUUAAAUUAUGAAUUAAAUUAGCUUUUCCAUAUCAAACUGGUAUUCUAUUUAAAUGAAAAACAUUUUUGUUAGCAGGUGCUGAAAAAGUCUCAUACGAAAAUUAUUUGUAAAGACAACUCUAUAUUAUGAUGAAAAAAUUCAGACACAAUGUUGGAAUUGUUUAGCCAUAUGGUUGAAAGAAUGUCAGAAACACGUGUUUCAAGAAAUCAAAUAACAUGAUGUGAAAAUUUUCAUUCAAAUUUUAGAAUUUAAAAACCGGCUUCGUGUCUUCUAAUCUGAUAGAGAUUACACUAACGAAUUCGGGACCCAAAUUAUGCCCCUAAUUUGAAGUUGCCACCAGACGUCGACACCAUGCCACUGUCAUCGCGAAUUCGGCGCAAGCAGUUUAGAACAAAUGUUAGCAUUUAGUACAACGAUGCUAAUGACGCAACGCAUUAUUGUGUUCGACUAAAUGGAAACACUCAUAUUUAAAAUGAAGUGUCAAAGCACAAUUGUCGCAACGCGACGCAUAGCGCGGCAUUCUUUUCCCACCUUUAGAGAUAAAUCAGCAAGCAAAAGUGAUCCCAAAUUGAUUUGAACACUCGGGAUUAUCACAUCGAUUCACUCUAGAUCGGGCCAAACACAACACUCUAAAUCGAAUAAAAAACUAGUACAAAGCUUAUAGGAUCGACAACACUUCCACGUUCAGCAGUGUGGCCAAAUUGACUGCAUUUUAUAGUAAACAAAACCUCUCAAAACUGACACUUAUCCUCAGCUCACAGUAUAAACACGCUCAAUUAUAUAGAUUUAGUGAAUCACGCAAAAUUCAGCUCAGAAAUUUGAACCGGAAAACACGGAUAGCAAAUAGCCGAACAAAUUGAAACAAAAACAAGAAAACAAUCCCACAUUAGCCACACACAAUCAAAUAUUGUACGUAUUAAAAGAAAAACAAGUUCGUUACGAAAAAAAAGAUAAUGUUCCAAAGAGAUAAAAAUUAGUAAAACAAGAGACAAACUCAACUGAAUCAGCUUAGAUAACUGUUUGCAAUGAAACGAAGUCGUUCGAAGGAGAAAAAAUCAAAUACGUUAGCUAUACAAAAAAAAGGCGGAAGUUCCAGGUGAUCAAUUCCGUUGUGUGUUGGAAAUCAAAAACGGUUGAGAAGAAAAUGUGAGAAGUAAUAACACACACACAGUAUCUUUUAAUGAUAGUUUCUACAACUUUGUAUUGUACGUUUCAGCCCAGUGUAUCAUACAGAAGAAGACCCGUUUCGUUUCACGACGAAAAGUGGGGCUUCGAAGCACAGUUUGUACGGGCAUCGAACGUUUGGUUUCUAUGGUGCAAAACUAAUGUUAAUUAAUCGAAGGACAAAAAAAAAGGUUUAUACGCUCAAUUAUUAUAGGAGCCAUGAACGUAACUCAAUUUGUAAGUAAACUUGUUGCAAGAAUCACUCACACAAAGUCUUACCGUAUGGAUAGGAGGGAAGACGUUGACGAUGCAUACGAACGACAAAUUAGUACAUUUUCGUAAGAAAAUCGAUAAAACAAUAAAAAAUGGAAAAAGAUAAGCAAAAGGUAUCACCUAAUGAAUUUAAUGAAAACUUAAUGUCACUUGUAUUAACGGAGGGAUUUUAACAGAGGAGAAACAUUAAAAAAGAAAGUGUCUAUAAUACAUAAGGGUAAAACACUGCAGCAUAGUUAUCGGAACGUUUAUGAAAUAUAUGAGUAUAAUAAAAUCGACAAAAUGGUUUGUUUUGUGAACGGAGCAAAUAUAGGUGAUAUUUUCAUUACUCAGCGAUCAAACGAACGCCGCUUAUGUGCGAUUCCACUCGUCAAAAUCAUUUUUUCAACAAUCGAACAUCAACUCGAUUCCCAUUGGAUUUGGAAAAACACGCUCAAAUUAUUUUGUAGUCUAAAAGUUGGGAUAGUAGCAACACGUACGAAUUUAUCACUCCUCUGCCACUGUAAUCCGAGGGAAAGGUAUUUGAAAGAAGGAGAAAAAAACAUAUUUGAAGCACUCAAUUUUUUCCUAAACUAUUUUCAGCAUCUCAAAAACGGUCCUAUUUUGAGAGAAUUUUUAUUCUAACAAAGUUUUUCUGAUAUAUAAUUCUUAGAACCGGAUCGAAUAGUUCCAUCGUGUCGUAAUAAGCAUCACCUGUAGCCAAUUUUGCACAACACGACGAUGAAACGGGAAACGCGAAUCGAAGGAAAAAAUGGAGUGAGAGGUUUUCCCCCGGAAGGGAAAUGUUUGUUAACAUUGUUAGUGCGGCGAAACGAAUGCCCGAUUGCAGGCAGCGGUAAAUAUCAAUUUCCUACAAAAGUGGAAACACACAAAAACACUCAGAAAUAGAUUACAACUUGAAAACGAAGACAAUUAUAAAAUCAACCAGAUUUCUUUUUUAAUAUCCCACAAUUAAAAAAAACUUUCCGAUUGCAACCGAAGUUUGACGCAGUAAACCGGGCAACCUAAAACAGGAUGGUAAAUCAUUUAGAGAAAAAGAAAAUAACAAUCUUAACCAAAUUAUAACAUGAAAGAAUACACAAUUUUGAGAGAAAAAAGCGAAAAUCCUGGCGGUAAAAAAAUCAAACUAGCGAAAAAACCAAUGUAAAAUUUAAUUGUAAUGUUUUGUACCAUAUUAUUAUGAGAUGAAAAUGAGACAGAUGUUUUUAUGGUUAAAUAUAUAGUAUUCCAAAAUUGUUAUU